Molecule: messenger RNA, 4817 nt
Organism: Struthio camelus australis
Lineage: Eukaryota; Metazoa; Chordata; Aves; Struthioniformes; Struthionidae
Gene: CCND3
Product: cyclin D3
Biological process (GO): mitotic cell cycle phase transition; regulation of cyclin-dependent protein serine/threonine kinase activity
Cellular component (GO): cyclin-dependent protein kinase holoenzyme complex; nucleus; cytoplasm
Molecular function (GO): cyclin-dependent protein serine/threonine kinase regulator activity
Source: RefSeq, a predicted model, not a curated record
GGGGCCCCGCAGCUCCUGGGGGACCGGCGGGUGCUGCAGAACCUGCUGAGCCAGGAGGAGCGUUACAGUCCCCACGCUUCCUACUUCCACUGCGUGCAGAAGGAGAUCAAGCCCCACAUGCGGAAGAUGCUGGCUUUUUGGAUGCUCGAGGUGUGUGAGGAGCAGAAGUGCGAAGAAGAGGUCUUCCCCUUGGCCAUGAAUUAUGUGGAUCGCUACCUGUCUUCAGUGCCCAUGCGAAAAAGUCACUUGCAGCUUCUGGGAGCUGUCUGCAUGCUCCUGGCUUCCAAGCUGCGUGAGACCAUGCCCCUGACAGUGGAGAAACUCUGCAUUUACACAGACAACUCCAUCACACCUCAGCAGCUCCUGGACUGGGAGGUUCUAGUCCUGGGGAAACUAAAGUGGGACCUAGUGUCGGUGAUAGCAAAUGAUUUCUUGGCUCACAUCCUCCAUCACCUCCCACUGCCAAAGGACAAGAUGGAGCUGGUGAAGAAACACGCACAGACCUUUAUUGCCUUGUGUGCCACAGAUUACACUUUUGCUAUAUACCCGCCGUCCAUGAUUGCAACAGGCAGUAUUGGAGCAGCGAUGCACGGCCUGACGGUCUCUGUUAAUGAUUUCACCGGAGAGGCGAUCACCGAGCUGCUGGCCAGCAUUACUGGCACGGAGGUGGACUGCCUGAAAGGCUGUCAGGAGCAGAUUGAGGCAGCCUUAGCCGAGAGCCUGAAACAGGUGUCCCAAAGCCAACAGGAAUACAGAGCCACCAAGACUGCUGCUUACUCGGCCAGCCAACCCACCAGCACACCUACAGAUGUCACAGACAUCAACCUGUGACCAGCCUCCCCUUCCCGAGAGCUGCCCAGCCCCAUGAGAACAGGACCUUGCCCUGGACACCAAAAAGUCUUUGGCUUCCACCUACCCAUCCAUUAACCCCAUCCAUUUGAAGCCAGCUGAGGAUUUGUUCUUCUUGCUAGGUGCACAGAGAGAGGGCUCUGUGCUUGUCCAUCUCCACUCCUGUAACACUGGAGAGGGACAGCAGGAAGGUGUUUGGGGAACCCUCACAAGUAGCCAUCAAAGUAAGUGCAGGAGGCCAGUUGGCAGAGCUCACUGCCUGCACUACUUGCUGGUUUCUGCAGGUGGCAGGGGACUUUUUCAUGGUGGUGGGACUCGAGAAUAGCUGGGGAGGGGGUGCAGAAUCCAAAAUGAAGUUGUAAAAAGUUUCUCAGUUCGCAUUCCUCUUAGCCCGGGUGGCUGCUGUUUGCUGUCUCCUCGGUACUGUUACCGUGACCAUGUCCAGCCCUGCAUGGGCCAUCAAACAGGUAUAGGGAGCCUUUUAUCUCGGCUUAUGCACUGCAAUGUCUGUAACCCCCCCACCUCCUUCUCCCAGGCCAUUUCUUGUUGCCAUUAGCGUUGGGGUUUGCGGGUUUUUGGCUUGCUUUGGGGAAGUGCUCCCUGUCUGUGUGGACAGUAGAAGAGAAGUUCUCGCCUCAGGGAGCAGCCUCUCGCGUGAGGUUUGGGCACAGCACAUGCAGCAGGGACAGUGCAGCUCUGGAGCGCAAACCACUGCAAAUGGCCUUGGCUUUCCGCUGCCCCACUGAGGCUGCUUAAUUUAUUGUUAACUGCUAAGAAAUAGGGAGGGAGGAAGACCUGCAUUUUCUUGCUGUGGGGCCUGGAUGCUGGUUUCCUCUCCUUCCAAAAGAGUGCCUUGAUCGCCUUUUGUCCCCUUCCUUAGCUUCCUGGGCAAUAGGGACUCUCAUUUGGAAGCUGGUUGGUUUUUAGGUAGCUCAGACAUCAGACUUGAUUUUAAGAAAUACAUUUGAAUGUGCUGCUAUCAUCUGAAACGCAUCUUCGCUUCUCCAAGGCAGGGAUCUCAGAUCACGUUGAGGAGGGUGCUAUUUUGCAUAUCCAUGUGGGUUUGAGUUGUAGCCUCGUAGGGUGGAAAAUCUGCUGCGCAAUUCAGUUGAAAAGUGAUUGCAUUUUUGUUGCGUCGUUGUUGAUCUUGUCUGUUAGUUUUUAUAAAAAGUGGUUUUAAAAAAAAAAUGCUGCUUUUCUGAGAGAACCAUUAAAUUGUAGUAUUGUAUUAACGAAGAGAAGCCAGCGAGACUCUGCAGGGAUGGGAGGCAGACUAUUGCUGCUUGAUGACCUCUGGACACAUGGAUCUGUAGCUGUUGUCCUCCUGUGGGGGAUGUGGAAAAGGACGUGGAAAUAUUCCUUUUUGGAUGCCACUGGAAACAAAAGUCUUAUCUAGUGGAGAAAGCUGGGGCUGCUCUUUUUCCACUAGCAUGAUUUGUCAAAAAGCCAUCUGCCACUGACUCCUGCUAGCGGGAAGGGUAGGGGGGAGUGCAGAGCCUGUCUGUACAAAAGGAAACAAAUUAUAUAUAUAUAUAAAUGAAUUUUUAAUUUAAGAGUAAACAUGGUUUGGUGUUCACAUGCAAGAGUCCCACUGCUGGGAGAAUCAGAGGGUGAUAUGAUGCAAUAAAGUAUUUUAAACAAAUAUUUAUGCAUCGAGGUUUUUGCUUUGAAAGUUGCUCUGUGUUGUGCCUGGGGCAGCCCAGGUACAGGGAAGACUCCUGCUUUCCUGCUCCUAUGCAGAGCUGCUGUCUCUGCCCCGGGGGUGCUCUCAGGUGGGAUAUGUCAGCUGCAGGAAGCAGCCUGGGCAGGCUGGUCCUGAAGGCCUCCAGCCUGGCCUUUCCCAAGCUACAGGAGCAGGGUGAAGUGGGAACGAGCAGGCAGGGGGGGUGGUGGUGGUGGUGGUGUAAGAGCUUGAGAAGGGCUGCGGGAGAGAAGGAAGCAGUGGAAAUGUCAGUCAGAACCCCAAGCAAGGCUGUGAAGAGCAGAGCAACAGUGAGGGAGCUGAGAAGAUGCCAUCAGCCAGCCUCAGCACUGUUGAGAUGUGGAGGUGAGCAAACCAAAGGAUAUGCUACAGCACCUGCCAGACUUAGCGAGGCCUUGGCUCUGCGCCUCUGAGAUAGGCAUUGCUCGCGCUUUCUCACAGGGCUGCUGAAGCCCUGGUGCAGUUUGCAGAUGGUGGUGGAUGAAUGUGAAAAAGGCCCAGACACAAACAGCGCUGCACUGAACACCUUCCUGUGGGCAAGGCGCCUGCGUGCGCAGCGCAGGCCUCGCAGCUGCUGGAGGGGAGCUGGUGCCUUCACACCCCCCCGGUGCCUUUGAAGCCUCCCUCUACACAUCGACACGGUGCAACCACGCUGGCUGCGGUGCAGGAUGGCAAGAGCAGGCUGGAUGUGCUGUGCGAGAGCCCAGGAUAUCUCUCUCGCACAUCAGAUUCUGGCUUUGUUAAAGGAGAUAAAAUCAGGAAGCUGGGGAAAAGGCACGGUGCACUGUGGUGUGCAAGCAGCCCACAGCAGCUGGGCUUUGUAUGCUGCUUUCUUUCACGUGGCUUCUGCUCCUGCUGUAGCUCGGUUGUCAAGGAAGAAGGUGCCAGCUCUUGGGAGAAGCAAAGCUGAGAGGCCAUUUUUCAGCACAGGCAAGGUACUGCUGCAACAGGGAGCUGCAGGGGCUUUUCUACCUGGGUCUUCUCAGCAGGACUUUGUGCUGGUUUCAGGGGCAAGGCCAGUUAUGCGCAAGCAGGUGGGCCUUGUACUGUCACAGCAUCACCUGGAGCCCUUAGCAAGUCCCCAGGUAAGUGCAGAACCUCACAGGCCAAGAGGAAGAAAAAUGCAGCUGGGUUUUCCAGUGGAUAUGAAACGUGUGUGGGCAGGCUGCUGCAAUGAGGGCAGGUACGCAGCCUCACUGGGCAGCCGAGGAAAGCGGCCCUGGAGGCUGGAGCUUUACAAACCUUGCUGAGGAGCAAACCCAGUAUGUUUCAAAAAAAAAAACCCAGCUCCUUCACUAGCAAAAGGGGCUGGCGGGCAUUUUGGAGGAGGGACGGUGGUGGGGAGAGGGAGGUCAGUGGCUGGGGAGCCAAGUUGCAGGGACAAGUCUGCAAUAGGUGCAGCCAGGGGGAGGGGGGGGGGCCAGGCCCAGGAGCAGCCAGCAAGGGACCCACUGCAGGGAGCAGUAAAGGAACUGGGGGGGAGUCAAGGCUGCCCUGUGCCCCAGCCUGCUCCCAGGCACCCUAAGAAGCAUAGCUCAUUGCUCUCUGCCAGCUGGAGGCUUUUCCCUCUGUGCUGGCCACCAUGGGGCUUUCCCUGUUGCUUUCAGUACUGCUGUGCUGCUCUUGCACUCGCCACUGCCCGGACCAUGUGCCCCGUGCCCACGCUGUCGCAGCUCAGGGCUGUAGUGCAGCCUAACAGUGGACAUGACAAAGGCAGCUCUACACCUCACUUGCCUGGUAAUAGCUGGUAAGAAAACCCUGGUACCCUUACCCUGGUAAUAGGGUAAGGAAACCCUCAAGCACUAGAAGGAGCCCUUUUUUUUUUUUUUUUAAACCCCUUAGAGCAGCUUUGACAACAGUUGAGACAUCACCACCUCACACAACGUGCACCUCUCUUACAGCCAACAAAACACGCGUGGCCUGUCCCUGCCCUGCUCAGUGCUGACCCUCUCCCCCUGCUCAAGCAGCAGCCUGGGGAACCCCCCUCACAACUCCCUGCACCUCUGCAUUUCUGCUAGCAGGUCCCAGCCCUUUCUCACCCUGCUUCCCUUGAAGAGGGAGCCACUCUCCCUUCCCUCGCCCACCGGGUUCUCGGGGCACAGUGUAGGCAGGAGUCCCCUGGGCAGCAGGGGCACAGGGAGGGGAGCGGGGAUGCACAGGGGCCCUUUUCUCCCUUCGCAGCUGGGACAGCACCUGCAGCUCUGGCACGCAGCUCUGCACGAAGCCUCCAGCUCGUGGCUUUGCUCUGCCACCUGCUGGGGACAGG